AGCAGCUGCAGCAGUAAUGAUGAUGUGAUGUGUGUGCAGCUGCUACUGUCCUUCACUUCCUGUCUGAUGCAUUAUUGAUCUGUAUUACUGUAACACUGAAGGGAGAGUGUGUGUGUGUGUGUGUGUGUGUGUGUGUGUGUGUGUGCAGUGUGUGUGUGUGUGUGUGUGUGUGUGUGUGUGUGUGUGUGUGUGUGUGUGUGUGCAGUGAGUAAAUGUUCAGCCUGCCGCCAUCACCGGCUGAGUUUCGUUACAGUUUAUUGUCUGAGUUGCACUGACUAAUAACAGCAGGUCGCUGACGUGAAGUCACUUCCUGCAGCGAGGGUUUCCUCUUCCGCCGCGGCGCGUGUAUCGACAACAGAUGAUCGAUAGUAAUCGGAAGCAUGGAGCUGCUGUGACGGCCGGGCUGCGGUGCGGAGGUGUGUGUCGGGACUUCAGGGUCCGGGCUGCGGCAAGAAGAGCCACCGAGGUCCCGCCGAGUCUGUGGAAAGCGAAAGUACGGAAGCUCCGGGCGUCAGAUCCGAAGUCUGGAGACGAGCUGCAGUUACUUUUAGCCGUCUGUCACAGGUGCAGCUCAGCAUCGACAGGUGGACUUCAAGAAUCAAAACUUAUGGCAACAGCAGAUACAAAGCUGGGAGGAUCCGAGGAGUCCAGUUUGCGGUCUGAGGAGUCGAGACUGGGGUCCGAGGAGUCCAGGCAGAGGUCGACGGGCCCCGUCAGCUCCUGGGAGUCGGAGCUGACCUCCAUCCAGCACUCCCUGAAGUUUGUGUUGACGCUGAAGGAGGAGUUUGUUUGUCCCGUCUGCAGAGGAGUCGUGCUCAACCCUCAGCAGAACUCCUGUGGACACAUCUACUGUUUCCACUGUCUCCAAGGACUGCUGGAGAGUUCUUCGCCGUCCAGCCCGGUGUGUCCAGUGGACGGAGCCGUGAUCACGCCGGCUGAGGUUUUCCAGGACAACUGCUGCAAACGAGAGAUCUCCAAUUUAGAAGUGUACUGCAGCAACUCGCCGGCCUGCACCUCUGUCGUCACACUAAACCACCUGCAGGAGCACCUGAGGUCGUGUCAGUAUGAGCAGCUGCAGUGCUGCAAUCCAGGCUGCAGGGCGGCGCUACAGAGGAGAUACCUGCAGGAACACCUGACCGACACCUGUCCUCAGCGCAUGGAGCCCUGCCCACACUGCCAGCAACCGCAGCGACUCAGCCUCAUCCAGGAUCAUGUGCAGAGCUCCUGUCCGGAGGUGGAGGUGGACUGUCCCAACAGCUGCCCCCAGAAGGUUCCCAGAAACAAGCUGACGGAGCACAGAGACUCGUGUCCGGAGGUUCACACCCACUGUUCUUACAAGAGGUUCGGCUGCUCUGUUCAGGAUAAGAGAGGGAAAGUGAAGCUGCAUGAAGACGCUGCUGUCAGCCAUCACAUGCUGCUGGUCCUGAGGAGUAACUCCCACCUGGAGCAACAGGUGGAGGUUCUCCACCAGGAGGCGCAGCUGAGGCAGCAGGAGGUCCAGACGGACAGUUUGCUGCUCGCUGGUCUGCAGAAGAAGAUCAGGCCGCUUCUGCAACAGAACAGCAGCCAUGAACACAUCGUCUCUACGGCUCAGAGGACUCUGAGCAGGCAGGAGGACGCCCUGUCCACCAUCCAGCUGGACGUCCAGCAGGUGUCUCGGAUACUCGGUCCUGGUCUGGAGGAGCUGGAGCAGCUCAGAAAGUCUCUGGAUGCUGUGAUUGAAGAGGUGUCGGCAACAGAGGCCCUCAAAGAACACCUGGAAACUUUGGAGGAGAAUCUGAAGCGUCACUCGGGUCUCCUGGAUCUCCAUGCCGCUCAGCUCAGUCGCAACAAGCAGCACCUGCAGGAGCUCGAGGCGACGUCCUACGACGGCAAACUGAUCUGGAAGAUCGACAACUUCAGGAACAGGAGGGAAGCCGAGGCCAAAGGUCAGCCGCCUUGCCUGAGCAGCGUGCCGUUCCACACCGGACGCUGCGGCUACAAAAUGGCUGCCAAGGUCUAUCUUAAUGGGGACGGGGAGGGAAGAGGGACUCACCUGUCCCUUUAUGUUGUCCUGAUGCCGGGAGACUUCGAUGCUCUGCUGCCGUGGCCUUUCAGACAGACCGUGUCUCUGUUUGUUCUGGAUCAAAGCGGUGCCGGUAACCACCGGAGUCUCAGCUUCAGACCCGACCCGACGUCCAAAAGCUUCCAACGACCCGCCGCUGAGUCCGUCAGCAACGUAGCUGUUGGAUUUUCAUGCUUCAUUCCCCUCAACAAGCUGGAUACGCCCCAAAACGCUGCGUAUGUCAACGAUGACACGCUGUUUGUCAAAGUGAAGGUGGACAUGGCAGGUUUAGAGCAGCUGUAAGCUUUUGUCCUCCAAGUUACCGUGUGAGGAUUUGAUUUCUUUUUUUAAACUUCGGUGGUCAUUUCAGGAAGGACACUGUGGUAGACAAUGCUACACAGACUGAUGCAAUCUUCACUGUGACUGUGUCUUAUUUUUCUACAAAACAUGUGAGAAUAACUUGUCGGUAUUUUGUGAUUAAACUUCAAGUUGACACUUUAAGGAAUAGUUUGACAUUUUGGGAAAUACACUUAUUCUCUCUCUUUGAGAGUUAGAUGUUCAGGUUGAUGCCGCUCAUCAAGAAAGAGAAUAAGCAUAUUUGCCAAAAUGUCGAACUUUUCCUUUAAGCUCUCAGGGAUCGUUUGGAGGUCUGACUCACAGAUACCAACUCCAACAAACACUGUGGUUACUAAUAAUUAUUUAACGCCCAUGAGAUCAUGACUUAACUAUCUGAUUAUCUGAGAAUAACUAGUGGUGCUCAGAUCAAGUUAUUUAAGUCUGUAAUCCUGAAAUCAGGAUUUAAUGACCAGGUUAUCUGUAGGUAUUAAAGAGUUUAGUAUUGAUCAGGACUCAAUAUGUGAGGAUAUCAGGCUGUUUGUUUCAUCAUGGCGUUGUUUCUCUCAGCGUGGAGACGAAGAGGAAGAAGAAGUCAACACACAGUUGAUUCUGUUAUCAGCACUGUGUAUUAUCUCAAGGUAAUAAUUAAGUCGUUAUCUUUUGGAGAAAGGAAAAAGUAUUCGCACCAAAAAACGUAAUUUGUUAUUUCAAGAAAAUGAGACGAUGAAGUUGUGAUCACAAGAUAAACACAAGAGCGGAGAUAUAUGUUGAUGUGUCAGCUACUGUAGACAGAAGUUACUGUUCGUUCAUUGUUGGUGUCUUAAUUCAGGAGUAAUGUCGACACAGGCGGCACUUCCAUUAGGAGGUCAGAAACCACCCCAAAGCUGUCUGCUCAGUGGGCAGACAUUAAUUCAUCAUGGCUGAACGGGCGAUGAAAUGUGAGGCGAAAAGAUAAGAAGUUACAGAAAAUCCUAGUUUCUGAUUGGCUGCCAGGAUUAUAGAUAGUUUGCUGUCAGCUUCAGGUUUGAAGCAAAAAGAAACCAAUGAGCACACACACACACCAGGUGAACUCCACCAUACUUUGUUUGUUUACAAGAGUUUGUCAUUUUAUUGUUGCUACGGAGACAAGAGAGGCACCGUAUCGGCCCUGAUAUCGACUUCUUACGUUGAUCGGGUAUCGAGAGAGAGAGGAAGUGGGAUUAUUGUGUCCUUAAAGAGAACGAGGUUCUCAGUCUUUCUGUGAAAGAGACGACUCAGGGUUUUAUUGAGCUGGAAGAAAUAAAGUCUCAACUGUAAUAAAUAAAGUGUGACAAAGGUGGUUUCUUCUGACUUUA
Messenger RNA from Siniperca chuatsi (mandarin fish), 3714 nucleotides. It is a transcript of the gene traf5, whose product is annotated as Tnf receptor-associated factor 5. Gene Ontology annotation, cellular component: plasma membrane signaling receptor complex. The transcript has 12 exons. Gene Ontology annotation, biological process: tumor necrosis factor-mediated signaling pathway; regulation of apoptotic process; regulation of canonical NF-kappaB signal transduction. The coding region runs from base 359 to 2347 and encodes 662 amino acids. NCBI's taxonomy places the organism in Eukaryota, Metazoa, Chordata, Actinopteri, Centrarchiformes, Sinipercidae. Gene Ontology annotation, molecular function: thioesterase binding; zinc ion binding. The record is from RefSeq and is a predicted model, not a curated record.